Doryrhamphus excisus (bluestripe pipefish) is the source of this 2626-nucleotide messenger RNA. RefSeq names its product abhydrolase domain containing 8b (gene abhd8b). Lineage: Eukaryota; Metazoa; Chordata; Actinopteri; Syngnathiformes; Syngnathidae. Gene Ontology annotation, biological process: phosphatidic acid biosynthetic process; lipid homeostasis. The record is from RefSeq and is a predicted model, not a curated record. Gene Ontology annotation, cellular component: mitochondrion. Gene Ontology annotation, molecular function: carboxylic ester hydrolase activity; lysophosphatidic acid acyltransferase activity.
AGGAGAUUCUAGAGGUUUCUGGAGCGCGGCAUUAAAUGUGUUUAUGUGACUCCAAAUAUUUUUUCAAACUCUUCCAAGGUAGGACCGGAGCUCCAGAACACAUCAAACUAGAAUAGACUGGAAUAGAAUAGAUUUGUGAAGGACUGCACUAGAGAUAAAUGAGAUUAUUGGAUUGACUUGACAGAUUAUAGCUCGCCGACUUCCUCCAGGCUUCAUGAGAAAACCACACCACUCGAUUCAUAUUUUAGCCCCACGGUUCGGAAGUAUAAAGCCAUGCUGACCAGCUUUAUGGAAGGUCUUCUCUGCUGCCUUACCUCAAAGUCAACUAACGUUGUGGUUCCUGUCGAGACCUUCGGACCUACCGACGGUUACGAGUUUGUCGAGGUAAAACCAGGCCGGGUCAUUCGUGUUCGACAUAUAAUCCCGGAGAGGUCUGUGGUGGAGCAACCCACGGGGCAGGGCGGGUGUGUCAGUUGCAAAAGAAGGAUCUCAGUCUAUUGUAACGGACAGCUGUUCAUCGAGAACUUGGGUGACAGGGCGGACGCGGAGUUGAACACUUGCCCGAAUGGAGAGACCGAAGCAAACAACACCGUAGAGGUUGAACUGACAGACUGCGGCAACUCGUCACCCCCCGUUGACCUCCCUGAUGCCGGGCCGAACUCGGUCACGGCAGGAAAGGUUUUGACAUCCGAGGCGGCAUCGGGAGGAGAUGCGCCCGCCGCUCUACAGGCUGAAGCGUCGCAGAACCGUCGCAAACGGAAGCCUAAGCGCACGGUGGUGAUCGACUGUGAGAGGAAAAUAACAGCUUGCAAAGAGACGCAUCCGGAUGUGGCGCUGUUCUUCAUUCACGGCGUGGGAGGCUCUCUGGAUAUUUGGAAGAGCCAGUUGGACUUCUUUUCACAUCUGGGCUAUGAGGUGAUUGCCCCGGACCUUGCGGGUCAUGGGUCCAGCUCAGCACCUCUUAUACCUGCAGCGUACACUUUUUACGCACUGGCGGAGGACAUACGACUCAUCUUCAAGAGAUAUGCACGCAAGAGGAAUGUACUCAUCGGACAUUCUUAUGGUGUGUCGUUCUGCACCUUCCUGGCCCAUGAGUAUCCAGACCAGAUCCACAAGAUGGUGAUGAUCAAUGGAGGUGGUCCCACAGCUUUGGAGCCCAGCUUGUGCUCCGUCUUCAACUUGCCUACAUGUGUACUCCACUGCCUCUCUCCACUGCUCACAUGGAGUUUUCUCAAGGCAGGUUUUGCUCAUCAGGGUGCAAAGGAGAAGCGACUGCUGAAAGAAAACAAUGCCUUCAACGUGUCAGCGUUUGUGCUGCGUGCCAUGAUGAGUGGCCAGUACUGGCCUGAGGGGGAUGAGGUCUACCAUUCGGAGCUCACCGUGCCCAUCCUGCUGGUUCAUGGAAUGCAUGACAGGUUUGUCCCUGUUGACGAGGAUCAAAGAAUGGCAGAGAUCCUCCUCAUCGCCUUCCUAAAGGUCCUGGAGGACGGCAGUCACAUGGUCAUGAUGGAAUGCCCGGAGGCCGUCAACACACUCCUGCACGAGUUCUUCCUCUGGGAACCUGCAACCCCUGUACCAUCAAAGCCCAAAACCCGCCCGGAGACCGCCAAGGCCCAAACAGACAACAGUAAAGCUGCGGCGGAAACCGCUAAAGUUCGACCUGCUACUGCCAGGUCAGACAGAAGGGAACAUAAAAUGACAUGAAUUCAAUUUGAGAUUUGAACUGAUUUGGCUUGAGUUGGAAAUAUCCAGUUUAUUAAAAACGGGCGAGGUUGAAGGUCCCCCCCGGAAGUGGGACACGGUCAGGACAUGAAACGGAAUAUCAGAAGGUGCUUCAGUCAAGAAGCGUCAGAAGAUCUGAUGGUGCCUUGAGAUGACGCACGAAAGAUAUGAGAUGCUGACCUUUGACCUUCCACAGAGUAAAACCGAAUUCCGGUGUAGCUUCAACCUUCCAGUACAGCAAACAUUAGAAUGAAAUGUGAUAUAUUUCUUGCAAGACAUUGAUACACGCAGCUUUUUAAAUAAUAUGUCAUCAAAUAUAAACAUAGGCAAGUGUCAGUCCAUGACAGAAUUUCUUAUGUUUUUGUAUUAUUAUUUUUAUACACGGCACUUGUAUUUUAAAUGGAUAUUAAAUCUUCUAUGUAUCUUUUCAAUUUGCAAUUUAUUUGUUGAUGUAAAAAUGUUUACUAAGUACAUUAUUGUUUUCAAUAUCUUCAUCUACAAUUGUUUUUUUUUUUUUUAAAUAUGGCUAUUUAAACCAGGGAUGUCCAAAUAUUUUCCAAAAAUAUGCGAGGGGCCAAUUUGAUAUUUUUAUGUAGUAGAUUUUUAAUAUUGUAUAUUCAUUUCAUUUAUUCAUUUGCUACCGCUUUUCCUCAUAAGGGUUGCGGGGGGUGCUGGAGCCUAACCCAGCUGUCUUCGGGCAAGAGGCGGGGUACACCCUAGACUGGUCGCCAGCCAAUCACAGGGCACAUAUAGACAAACAACCAUUCACACUCACAUUCAUACCUAUGGACAAUUUGGAGUCGCCAAUUAACCUAGCAUGUUUUUGGAAUGUGGGAGGAAACCGGAGUACCCAGAGAAAACCCACGCAUGCACGGGGAGAACAUGCAAACUCCACACAGAGAUG